UGUAUUUCCGGCACAGUGCACAUACGGGGGUUACUUCCGGUUUCUACCACAGUAGCCGUUAGACAGUUUUUCAUUGAUACAGCGCACAACAUUCGCUACUUUGCCGUUUUAGUAUAUUUAUUUAUACAAUUACUCUAGGUUUGUUAAGUCACCAUGUCGGGAAUACCACCAGAUACCUGGCAGCCACCCACAGUAAGCCUGGAGACAACAAUGGGUACAAUUGCAGUGGAACUAUACUGGAGACAUGCUCCCAAAACCUGCAAAAACUUUUCUGAGUUGGCCAGGAGAGGUUACUAUAACAACACAAAGUUUCAUCGUAUCAUCAAGGACUUCAUGGUGCAGGGAGGAGACCCCACAGGAACAGGUCGUGGCGGUGCCUCCAUAUUUGGCAAAGAGUUUGAAGAUGAACUUCACCCUGACCUGAAAUUCACAGGUGCAGGGAUCCUAGCGAUGGCCAAUGCAGGACCAGAUACAAACGGAAGCCAGUUCUUCCUGACCCUGGGGCCUACUCAGUGGUUGGAUGGGAAGCACAGUAUCUUUGGGAGGGUAUGCCAAGGUAUGGCAGUGGUCAACCGCGUCGGCAUGGUGGAAACAAACACACAAGACCGACCUGCCGAUGACAUAAAAAUCCUCAGGACGACUGUACCCAACUGAGAUGCAUUCAUACAACCAAGGGCAGCAUUUUUUAUUUGUACAUUCAUUUUGUCAUGAUUUUUUUGUAAUAAAUGCCUUUGAAUUAA
Messenger RNA from Oncorhynchus mykiss (rainbow trout), 740 nucleotides. RefSeq names its product peptidylprolyl isomerase (cyclophilin)-like 1 (gene ppil1). NCBI's taxonomy places the organism in Eukaryota, Metazoa, Chordata, Actinopteri, Salmoniformes, Salmonidae. Gene Ontology annotation, biological process: protein peptidyl-prolyl isomerization; protein folding. The record is from RefSeq and is a predicted model, not a curated record. Gene Ontology annotation, molecular function: peptidyl-prolyl cis-trans isomerase activity. Gene Ontology annotation, cellular component: catalytic step 2 spliceosome.